UUUCUGUGUACUGUUAGUAUUGGAUUUCGUUGUGGUUGUGCGCCAUAUUGGCAAUCUCCUCCAUCUCACCAAGCCAGAGCAUGUAUGCAUCAAGCCGGUUGUUGAGAACAAUAUAAACAUUUUACAGCGAACCCAAAAUACAACACCAUGGAGGCAGUCAAAGCAUUCAACGACGAGCUCUACUCUCUGAAUGAGUACAAGCCUCCGAUCUCCAAGGCCAAGAUGACCAAUAUUACCAAGUCUGCAAUAAAAGCUAUAAAACAGCUCUCGCAGCUCCCCCAAACCACUGAAAGUGAAGCAGGAGGAUGGGGUGGAGAGAGUAACAGAGAUAAGGGAACCCCUAACCAGCUUAGUACUACAAACAUGUUGUCCAGAGCGUGGAGAAGUUCGUUCAGAAAUGCAAGCCAGAGUACAAGGUCCCAGGCCUGUACGUCAUGGACUCCAUCGUGCGGCAGUCACGGCACCAGUUUGGCCAGGACAAGGAUGUGUUCGCCCCGCGCUUUAGCAAAAACAUAAUCGGAACCUUCCAGCACCUCUACCGCUGCCCCUCAGAUGACAAGAGUAAGAUUGUCAGAGUCCUCAACCUGUGGCAGAAGAACGCCGUCUUCAAGAGUGACAUCAUCCAGCCCCUGCUGGACAUGGCUGCAGGACUACCCCCUCCCAGUGUCACCCCUGUCAUGACCAGCAGGGAUGCUCCGGUCAACAACGCUACGCCUGGUACCCCAGCGACCCCGGCCACUCCAGCCAACAUCGUGUCCAGUCUGCCUGACUGGGCGUCUCAGUUUUCCAACACAGACACUGUAGCUGCUGUGGCCCAGAUCCUGCAGAGUCCACAGGGACAACAGCUCCAGCAGCUGGUGCAGAGUCUGCAGAUGCAGCAGCAGAAGCCCCAGCCGUCUCUGCUGCAGGCACUGGAUGCAGGCCUGGUGGUCCAGCUGCAGGCCCUGACGGCCCAGCUCACUGCUGCCGCCUCAGCCAACCCCAUCUCCUCCUUCAACAAGAAAAUGUUGGGUCAUUUUGACUUUGGGAAUGAUUCAGAACGCUCUGAAGACUCCAAAAAGGACUCGCAAUCAUCCCAGAUGCCCAUGAUGUCUGACUCCAUCUUCCACCAGCUGGCUGAGCAGCUGCAGCAGCAGAACCUAGAGCAGUUACAGAAGCAGCUCAUGGAGCACCAGCAGAAGGAUGGAAUCUUUGGGUCUGAGAACACACCCCAGCAGAGCAGCAGCCAAUCACAGCACCCGGAGCCAGACAACAAGAUGGAUGACUCCAUUGACAACCAGCAGCAGGACAUGGACCUGGAUGACGGGCCAGAGAUAGACGAAGAGAUCUUCGAGCCAGAGGACAAGAAGUCCAAGACGAUUGACAUACAGUCAAGAACACGGUCCAGGUCACGAUCGAGAUCUCCCAGGAAGAGACGGUCCAGAUCACGGUCAGGCUCUCGGAAACGGAAACAUCGCAAGCGAUCGCGGUCACGCUCCAGAGAACGGAAGAGGAAGUUGUCGCGGUCCUACUCCAGCGAGAGACACGCCCGCGAGCUAGAGAAAGAGCGGCAGAAGAAAGGACUGCCUCCAAUCCGAUCCAAAUUUCUCAGUGUGUGCAGCACCACUCUGUGGGUGGGACAGGUAGACAAGAAGGCCACUCCGCAGGACCUCACCAAUCUGUUUGAAGAGUUUGGUCAGAUUGAGUCUAUCAAUAUGAUCCCUCCCCGUGGCUGUGCCUACAUCUGUAUGGUCCACAGACAGGAUGCCUUCCGCGCCAGACAGAAACUCAGCACUGGUUCAUACAAGGUCGUCUCCAAGGUCAUUAAGAUCGCUUGGGCGCUGAAUAAGGGAGUGAAGCAGGAGUAUAAGCAGUUGUGGGACAUGGACCUGGGGGUCACCUACAUCCCCUGGGAGAAGGUCAAGCUGGACGACCUGGACGGCUUCGCUGAGGGAGGCAUGAUCGACCAGGAGACUGUCAACGCCGAGUGGGAAGCAGCCAAAAAUGCACCAGAGCCAGUGAAGGAAGUGGUGAGCCAGGCUGUUAGCGCUGAACCCAUGGCAGCCACUAAUACCCAACAGACCCAACAAAAGGCCUUCAUCAAGCAAGUCUCCAUGAUGCCUGUGCAGCUCCCUGUGGCCCAGGCUGUCCCUGCUGGGGGUCUUGUGCCUCCAUCCUUCCCUGUUUCCAUGACAAUGCCCCCGCCAGGCUAUGGCCCCCCGCCCACCUUCCUCAGAGCAGGGUUCAACGCCUCCCAGCCUCCUCCAGGUUUCAUGCAGGCAGCAGGUGUUCCUCAGCAAGCAGGCAUGGGCUCAGCUCCUACAUCUCUGGUGCAGCCCUCCAUGUCGCAGGCUCAGGACAGCAUGAAGGACUCCCCGUACGGAGCCACUGUCCCAGGAAGCUUCAUGCCCUCUGCCAUCCCUGGACAAGGGGUCUUCAACCCGCUUCAACCUGGAGUCCAGACGCAGCAAGGAGCCAAUGACAAGACGGGCCAAUCUGCUGAUGGCAUGGACGCUGCUGCAGAGUUAGUACUGCAAGGUAUGCAAAAUGCAAUGAGUCGUCGUAUGGGUCUUCUGGGGAUGCACCCCUCAGCCUCCCUCACCCACCCCCUACACCAGCAGGGCCUGCCUGGCCAGAGGAUGCCUGGGCUAAUGCCGCUGGACCUCCGGCCUAGUAUGCUCCAGGGAGCCGGGGCCCGCUUCCCCCUCAUGAUGCAGCAGGGACUGUCCCAACAGAGCGUCCUGGAUGCCUCCCUCCAUGCACAGGCCCGCGCCAGAGCGGCCUCUCAGAUGGACCACUUCAACAGGGCCGAGGGGGCCUUCAACCGGGGUCCCAACGCCCCAAACGAAAACAUGUCUAAGGCUGAGGACCAGCCUUCCUCUCGGGCAGACGAGAGCCAGCAGGGGAGGGACCAAGACUACCGCUUCCCCCCGCCCCAGGAGAAGCAGAGCAUGGGCCUGCUGAGGACACCUCCCCCGGAGCACAGAGAGUCCAUGGGUGGAGGUGGACAUGGUGGGGGAGCUGGUGGUGGGGGUGCUGGUGGUGGGGGUAUGGGCGGAGGAGGCAGACCUGCCCUGCUCCAGACCCCAGUGAGGGAGCCAGCUAGAGACAGUGUGGUAGGGCGGCUUCAGGCCCUCGCCGGCUUCACCCCCCAGACCCAGAGUCGCUGGGGGCCACCUAGAGGGGACUUUGAUGAGCGUGACAUGCGAGGCUCACCGGCGGGGGUCUCCAAGGGCUUCCAGGAGGAGCGCCUUGGCUCCAACCAGGGGCAGAACUUUCCCAACCGCUUUGAGAACCAGCACCGCGCUGGGGCAGGAGGAGUAGGUGCUUGUGGUCCUGGUGGCAGGGGUGUUGGAGGGGGCCCGGCGUGGAGUCGUGGUGGAGCUAAUGCUGCAGCACCGUUCGCUGAUGCUGACAUGCCACAGGACUUGGAUGAGCACCGGCGCCCUUGGGACAGGCAGCAACGGGAGAGGGACGACAGGGAAUUUGACUUAAGGAAGGAGAUGAACGGCAACCGCCGUGAGAGAGAUAGCCGCGAGAAAGAACGGGAGAGGGAGAGAGAGCGGGACCGGGAGAGAGAAAGGGACCAUGGCCGUGAGCGUGGCAACCGUGAACGAGAGCAGGAAUGCAACCGGGAGAGAGAGCGUGAAAAGGAGAGGGAGAAGGAUCGGGAGAGAGAACGUGAGCGGGACCGUAACAAGCGUGGAGCCUGGACACCUCUUCUCCCUCUACCACAACCCCUACUUCCUACUCCUACCCUGACCCCAACACUCUCCCUGACCCAAGGCAAAUCUCAGGCCCUGCUGCAACUACAGUCCAGGCUUCAACCUAAACCUGGACUCCUAACUAAACCGGGUCUGCUUCAAACUCCAACCCUCCUAACUCGGUCAACAUCUCAAGCCCCAACCAAGUUCCUUCAAGCCCCAUCCCAGUCUCCAACUCAAGCCAAGAAUGAAGCCCUCCCCGGGCCUGAGCCCCAGACAGAGUCCCAGUCCUCUACCCAGACCCAUGCUACCCCCAAGUCUGAGUCCUCACCCCAGACCCAAUCCUCUCCUCAGAACCAGUCAUCACCCCAAAACCUGGUUUCCCCUCAGGCCCAAUCGCCGUCCCCUCCCCAGGCCCAGGCCCUGUCCCCACCACAGGCCCUGUCCCCACCAUCGGCACAGUCGCCCCCCCAGGCCCUGUCCCCACCACCGGCACAGUCGCCACCCCAGGCCCCAUCGCCACACCAGGAGAUCACUGACACCCAGGAAGAGCCAGAGAAUCCCCUUUGGGCCAACAAGCCAGAGAAACCCCAGGAAGAACCCAUGGAAGAGCCUGAACCCAUAGAGGAACCUCCAUCUCAGUUGGUCUAUGGGACGGGGUUGAGGAUGGACACUGACGUAGUGGCUGAGCCCACACCUGAACGGGCUCCCACCCCUACCCUCUCCCCCACUCCUGCCCCACUCCUCACACACCGCUCUGAGGAACCCCAAUGCCUGCCGGAGCUCCUGGACGUGCAGCAACCACCACAGCAUGCCUCCUCCUCCUCUUCCUCCUCCCCUAAGGACAAUGGACUGAGUGAGCCGAUGGAGGAAGCUGAGAAACAGCCAGUGGUAGAGCAAACUGACACUGAGGGGACAUAAUCAUCACUCAGUAGGUAAAGAUCAUUUUGUAAAGUUGUCUCUUCUCUGUACUCAUGUCAGCCACCCACGGGACCCUGGGUAGUAAUUUGCAUAAUAUUGUCUGAUGACCUAACAACCGAUUUUAUUUCUCACAUAACGGUGUACUUCAAUAGAUGGCUCGCUAGCUGAUUAAAUGGUAGGUGAUUAUGUUUUUCAUUAUUUUAUUUCUUUGUUUUUUUUUAGUUGUAAUGCCACCCCACGGUUUAAAGCUUGGUGAAUUUUAAUGAAAAUUGCUUGCCAAAAUGUUUGAAUUGUAAAUGACAAAAAGAGCUUUGACCUUCCUAUGGAAGAGUGUACGGAUCCUGGCUGUUUCCACUGAAUUGAAUCCAGAUGAGGGAAUACUUGAAAACUGCAGUCACUGGCCUGUUUUGUCUCUUCUUUUAAAAUAUGCUGCAGCAAACUUUUAAAUGAAUGCCUUUGUGGUGUCCUAUAUGCUUCUGGUCUAUAAGCAGAAUAUAGCCUACAUACAGUAAGAACCGUACAGUUGCUUUUAAAAAGGAACAUCCUAAAAGAUUAAAAACAUGACCUGUGUUAUCCCCAAAAGAAAUGUCUGUGAUUUGUUCAUCAUAAUGCAGUGAUUCAAAGGACAAAGUAAGCCAGAGAGAUAAAAAAAAUAUAUAUAUAUAUAUACACAUGUAUGUAUGUAUAUAUAUAUAUAUUUUUUUUUUUAAAGGAUGGUGGAUGUUGGGUGCAUUCUGUUUUAGUUUGAAAUAAACAUGCUUUGUUUGUUAACAAAUGCUUUAGGACUGUAUUUUCUGACCCAGGACCAGUGGAAUAAUGUUUUACACACAGACUAUAUGCUUUUUGCGGUGGUGUCACAUACAAACAGCUGUGUCACUACAGUAGUUAGACCAUUGACUUGAUGUUGUCGUACCCCAUUAAGUCAGGCAGGAUGUUAAAGUGCCUAAACCGCUCUUUAGUUUGUUGUUUGCGACCAUGGAUUCAUUUGUUAUGUUAGUUUCUGCGCACUCUGUACUUCCCUAUACUUUUGUUUGGUGGGUGACUUUGGGAUCGGAUUGUGCCUUCUUGAUUUGAUUAUUGUUCAGCAUAAUGUCACCAAAUACACCACACUAUGCUCAACGUGCUGCUUUGGUUUCCCUGAGACUGUACAACCCCCAGAGAGACAGCAGUCUGUCCAGCAAGUUGACAACACAGACAAUUAUCUCCUUUGUCUGUGUGAUCAUAGCUGAGCAGCCUAUACACCAUUUAGCCUAUGUAUAUGGGGAACCAACCAGUCUGUUUACUCCAUCGUUGUGUGCAUGCCGGCCUGUAGCCAUUUAUUAUCCUUUGUCUUGUUCAUUUCAUACUUACAUUUACAUUUACAUUUACGUCAUUUAGCAGACGCUCUUAUCCAGAGCGACUUACAAAUUGGUGCAUUCACCUUAUGAUAUCCAUACUUCUUCAGUGCAUUUCUGUUGCGACACUAUACUACCAGGACAGGUUCAAUAGUCUGAAGUUCUCUCAGAGAAGCAAAUGUUAUAAGAGUUGUGAAGUUGAAUAAAGUUGAAGGUAAAUCAGCA
Salmo salar (Atlantic salmon) is the source of this 6163-nucleotide messenger RNA. Its product is annotated as SR-related and CTD-associated factor 8. NCBI's taxonomy places the organism in Eukaryota, Metazoa, Chordata, Actinopteri, Salmoniformes, Salmonidae. Gene Ontology annotation, molecular function: RNA binding. The record is from RefSeq and is a predicted model, not a curated record. Gene Ontology annotation, cellular component: nucleus.